Zychaea mexicana is the source of this 2478-nucleotide messenger RNA. Its product is annotated as peptidase family M41-domain-containing protein. Lineage: Eukaryota; Fungi; Mucoromycota; Mucoromycetes; Mucorales; Lichtheimiaceae. Gene Ontology annotation, biological process: mitochondrial protein processing; protein-containing complex assembly; mitochondrial electron transport, cytochrome c to oxygen. Bases 1 to 2478 code for a protein of 825 amino acids. The record is from RefSeq and is a predicted model, not a curated record. The transcript has 3 exons. Gene Ontology annotation, cellular component: m-AAA complex; mitochondrial inner membrane. Gene Ontology annotation, molecular function: ATP binding; ATP-dependent peptidase activity; ATP hydrolysis activity.
AUGGUAUUAUAUGUUUUAGGCAAACGUUUUUACUCUGCUGGUCACGAAGACGAAAGCUUUGAGUCGUUCACCGAGCGCUAUGUCAAGUUCUUUGACGGUGUUGACGAUUUGUUUGAACUCCAACGUGGCUUGAACAACGCCUUUGCUUAUGAUCUUGUCCCUGCACCUUCGGUUGUCGAAUCAGCACUGAGAGCCUCGCGCCGCGUUGACGAUUUUGCCACUUCCGUUCGCAUCUUUGAAGGUAUCAAGGAAAAGGUCGAGAGCGAUAAGCAGUAUCAGCAAUAUUUGGAAGAGUUGGCACCUAUCAAGGAAGAGCUUGGUCUCUUGACCAAGGAGGAGCUGGAGCAUUCGCAUAUAUCUCUGCGGAAGGAAGCAAGUUGUCUCAUGCAGGAAGAAGACAACAAACCAUUCGAGAUUCCUAAGGCAUUUGACGAGUUUUUUGGCAAUAACAAGAAAGGCACUGGUCAACAGCAGAACCAGCAGCAACAGCGACCAGGACGUUCAGGAGGACGACCCGAGCCGCCAUCCCCACAACCCCCUAAAACCAAUAUUUUACUCGGGACGUUGGUAGGCACGUAUGUGGUAUACAAGAUGACAGAACCAAGCGAAAACGGACGAGAAUUGACUUGGCAGUCAUUUCGGUCAUCAUUGCUGGACAGGGGGAUGGUGGACAAACUUGUGGUUGUCAAUCGGGACAUGGUCAGAGUGUAUCUAAGGCCUGAAGCUUUGUCGCUAGGCCUGAACCAAAACCAGACAAUUUAUUUCAGUAUUGGCUCUGUGAACAGCUUUGAAAACGCACUUGAAGCAGCACAGGACGAACUAGGGAUCCCGUCCAAUGAGCGUAUUCCAGUCACUUUCCGCGACGAAGUUAGUCUUGCCAACGCCUUGAUCCAUUUCGCACCGACGCUCCUGCUUAUAGGCACAUUCCUGUACCUGAGUCGGCGCACCGGAGCUGCAGGAGGCGGUGGAGGCGGUGGUGGCCAGGGUCUGUUUGGUAUCGGCAAGAGCAAGGCAAAAAUGUUUAACCAGGAAUCUCAAGUGAAGGUCAAAUUCAAGGAUGUCGCGGGCGCGGACGAGGCCAAGGAGGAAAUUAUGGAGUUUGUCAAGUUUUUAAAGAAUCCGGCAGCGUAUGAGCGAUUGGGCGCUACUAUCCCCAAGGGCGCCAUCUUGUCGGGCCCACCCGGUACCGGUAAAACUCUUUUGGCAAAGGCCACAGCAGGCGAGGCUGGUGUGCCCUUCUUGAGCGUAUCCGGUUCCGAAUUUGUGGAAAUGUUUGUUGGUGUUGGUCCCUCACGCGUACGUGAUCUGUUUGCCACAGCCAAGAAGAACGCGCCUUGUAUUAUCUUUGUGGACGAAAUCGACGCGAUUGGCAAAGCACGCGGCAAGGGUGGUCAACUGGGCGGGAACGAUGAGCGCGAAAGCACGCUGAACCAGUUAUUGGUAGAAAUGGAUGGAUUUGACUCGAACGAGCACGUUGUUGUUUUGGCUGGUACCAAUCGACCUGAUGUGCUUGAUCCAGCACUGAUGCGACCUGGUCGUUUUGACAGACACAUUGCGAUAGACCGACCGGACAUUGGUGGCCGCGCACAAAUAUUCAAGGUACAUCUCAAACCAAUCAAGACGAGCGAGGACAUGGAGCAGCUGUCGCGUAAGCUGGCUGCAUUAACUCCUGGGUUCUCAGGGGCGGAUAUACACAAUGUGUGCAAUGAAGCUGCGCUGAUUGCCGCGCGUCACAUGAAGGACGAAGUAUCUGAAACCGACUUUGAACAAGCCAUUGAGCGGGUGAUUGCAGGAUUGGAAAAGAAAUCGCGCGUCUUAUCAGCUGAGGAGAAAAAAACGGUCGCUUAUCACGAGGCUGGACAUGCAGUGGCGGGCUGGUACCUUAAGCAUGCAGAUCCUUUACUCAAGGUCUCCAUCAUUCCACGCGGUGUCGCUGCGCUUGGCUAUGCACAGUAUCUUCCAAAGGACCAAUACCUGUAUUCCGUCAAGCAGUUGCUAGAUCGCAUGUGCAUGACGCUCGGUGGCCGUGUGUCAGAACAAAUAUUUUUCGAAAGCGUAACCACUGGCGCGCAUGAUGAUCUGCAAAAGGUGACAAAGAUGGCUUAUGCACAAGUGACCACCUAUGGCAUGAAUGAAAAGGUCGGACCCAUGUCCUUCCAUGAUCCACAGGCCGAGCAACAAUUUCAAAAGCCAUUUUCGGAAGAGACGGCUACAUUGAUAGACGACGAGGUCCGUAAUUUGGUUAACGGUGCAUAUGAUCGUACAGUCAAUCUGUUGACAGAACGCAAGGAGGAGGUGGAAAAGGUUGCCCAGUUGUUAUUACACAAGGAAGUCAUUAGUCGGGAAGAUAUGGAGAAUUUACUGGGCAAACGGCCGUUUAAUGAAGUAACGGUUUACGACGAAUAUGUGCGAAAAAAGGUAAAUGUGUGGAUUUAUUGCCUCGAGAAUGAACAAUCACUAACUUACUACCUUGUAUAG